AUGCUACGCAUCUUGGCCACUGCCCUGGUGGUGUCCAGCGCCUACCGCGGUCCCCGCGGUCCCGCACAGCGGCUGCGGCGCCGCAGGGCCGUCGAGGCCCUGGAGGUCGCCGAGGCUGCGGCCGGCGAAACCACGGAGCCGUGGCACGUCUUCUGGGACUUGGACAACAAACGACCUAAAGACCUGCAGGUCUUGGAUGCAGCCAUGGCACUACUGCCGAGUUUCUUCCCUGAACAUCGUUUGGAGAGCGUUAGGCUCUAUGCGAGUUACGCCACCUUGCGGCACGCAGACUGCCGGUCUCUGCUGCAGUCUUUGAUGGGAGACGGCACGCAAAGCUUCCUGGAGGACUUUCCGAAGCGCUUCCCGCAGGGUGCGCUCUUCCCGCUGCAGGGCGCGCGGGAUCCGCGAGGCAUGCUGCGUGAAACGUUGCUGGUGGCGCCUGCGCGGCCGCAGGCGGCGGAUUUCUGGUUGGUGCGAGAUGCAGCACAGCUAGUGGCCCCGCGCCUCCAGGCCAGGGCGGUUGGCACCGUGUGCAUCGUUUCGGAUGACUCAGACUUCAGGCAAGUGAUCCUGGACAUUCAUCACAGUGGCUGGCGAUGCGCCGUACUCUGUCAACCCCAGAGCUGGACCCUACGGAAACGCGCGGAGCGUUGGUUCGAUUGGAAUCACUUCAUCGAAGCCGCGUCGCUUGGAAGCGCUUCGGAAGCGGAGCUUCCGCCAGCACGGUGGCGGAUCGGGCGCCCAAAGGCGCUGCCGGCGGUUGAUCUCAUGGCGCAUCAGAAAGCCCAUAAGGAACUGCGUUGGUCCAGUGACGUGAAUCGACAGAAAUACCGGCACCUGAGAGGAGAUAAAGGCGCCCGUGGCAAGACUUGA
This is a messenger RNA of Cladocopium goreaui, 873 nucleotides long. NCBI's taxonomy places the organism in Eukaryota, Dinophyceae, Suessiales, Symbiodiniaceae. The record is from the annotation of a GenBank genome assembly.